GUGACUACUUGUCGAAGCUCUUUGGCGGGAACCCUGCUGCUCUCAAGGACACAUUUCAGACGCUGCUGGUGCGGUUGGACAAGCUGCAGCCCCAGCAUAUCUUUACGCGGCAUGCCACACAGGCCACUGUUCCUUCCCCCGACGAUGAGUCCGUGGAGCUGUAUCUCAAUCCUUGGCACUUGGGAUAUGAGCCAUGCUUCUCACUCAAAGGCCCAUCGAAAAUGGUCUACAUCUUGAGGCUCUUCCGAGAGUUUUUGGAACGCCCCUUUGACUCGGCCAGCAACCCCAUACUGAUCAACUUCAAGGGUUUGCAGCCUGGUGCUCCAAUUCCGUCCUUCCAGGUGUCCAUCUCCAUCGGCUUCACGAAGAGCAUCGCGAUGAAGCUCAUUUUGCUUGGGGCCAUCCAGACCAACUUGACCGAUGGUGAGUUGACCCUGUUGGCGCCACAUUUGCGUGCAAUGUUCGCCUUCAAGUGCAUCUACAGGUCCACUGGCAAUGCCAAGGAGGACAGAUUCAGGGCACUGCAGGAGAAGUUUUCUGAGAGCAGCAGGCCACGACCUGACCCGGUGCAAAUCUCAGGAAUCCUGCUGCAGCAAUGUGUUGAGGAGGGACGGGCUUGGAAAGAUGGGAGUGGUGACCUGAUCGCACAGUUCAAUGCUGGCUCCGGGGUGGACUGCAAGCGCUUGAGCGACUUGGAGCAGACGGUUGUCACCAUGUACCCCAACCUGAUGCAGGAGUCCCAGGAGCUGAUCGCUUACCACUGGAGCAACUACCCAGCGAAAAACAGUGGCCUCACCUACAAGCAGCUUGCGUGUGAACAGGUUCGGUGCGGCAGCAAGCCUCGAAUCGACUGCGAACUCUGGCGGAGCAUCUUGAGCACGGACAUGGUCAAGGUGCAUUGGUUUGUGGCCAGGCGCAUCAGGUAUUUUCUCCACAAGCUGGGUGAUGCCAAGCGUCUUCGCAAGCGUGUCAACUUGACUGCAAAUGCAGCUUCCUUCAGGGACCAAAAGGAUGAUGAGACGUGCUGGGCAAUCACUUGCUUGUUUGUGCACUACCUGCCAGCCUUCAAGGAGCUCUUGACCGCGGCCCAGAUGGAUUCCUUGGGGAACAAGUUCAUCCGGGGCUACUUGGACAUGGAGCUUGUGGAGAAGUACAGGGUUGCUGACCCUCAGUUGACUGCAUCUUCCUUCAGGAUGUUACAGGAGUUUGGAGUGAAAAGUGGGGUGGCCAUCAAAAUCGAUGAGGCAAAGGCCGACCUUGACUUGCAGAAGGCAGAGCUCAACACGGCGAUGGCCAAGCUGAACAAGGAGCAGAAGAAGUUCUUGGAUUUCAAGGAGUCGAUGGCCAACUUUCAGCGAGCUGGCCUGGGGCUGCAGGCAGAGUUGGUGGACAAGCAGAAGGCAUCGCAAAGGGCUGCAGUUGAGGUGCACCAGGAGACGCACUACCCGCUUCGUGAUCUAGCUGAGCUUGGCCAUGCCACCACGUUCGUUGAGUCCUGUGCGAACCGCUUUGCCAAUGAGGCCGGCAUUGCCGAUGAGGAGUGCCACAGGAUCUUUUGGUUGAACAGCUCCACCUUGGGGUACGACGCCGUGAAGAACACCAUUGAGGCGAUCAAGGAGUUCUCUGGUCACAUUGCCUCGGACCCUCGCCGAAGCUGCAUGAUCAUUGCAGCCCCAACCACUGGGGCUUUCGGCAACGAGUACUCAGAACAUGAUGUUCAUGAGCAAGCGCUCAAGAUCCUGGAUGCCUUGAGAGAUGUGGACAACAGGUUGUUGGUGAGAGAGAUCACGGUGGUUUUUGACCCCAGCACGAUCCCGGCUCAAAGCAAACGGCCUGCCAAUCACAAGUUCUACAUGGCUGUCAGUGAUCAGGUGGGCACAGACAAGGAGCUGUUGUCCAUCUACAGCAAGUCUGUCUUGUGGAGGAGACAGACAGUGCCUUGCACAAAGCAAUCAGCCCAGUGCAUCAUGAACCCGAUCAGGAACUAUGUGGAUCCCAGGCGAGAUUUCUCAACUGCUGGUUCCACAGGGCCUGGAGAUGUGAGCCGACCGGCAAGGCGGAAGCAAUGGCUUUCGGGAUGGACGCUGCCUGCGGCUUUCCUUGAUGGCAUCUGGCUCAGCAUGGGAAAAGGCCGCAACUCGAUGGUCGCCUUCAUCGACGUGUUUGCCUAUGAUCACAGCACGGCAGAGUGCGUGAUGAGGAGGAGCAGCAACAGCACUGAGCCCAUGCAUUUGUGGAUAGGCACAUGCUGGGCCGAAGCAAACACCCGGGAUGACCAUCAGCAAGGCAAGCGAGUUGAGAAUCAGAAGAUCUCGAGAUGGUUGCUGGUGGCUGUCAGGCGGAGGCUGCAGAACAUGGCCGAGCAAAGCAUCAUGAAGAUCCCGAACUGGGAGGCCUUGGCGCAGUUUGUUGACAACCGCACUACACCAGUGCUGCAGGAGAGCGAUUUCCAGGUGACCUUCCCAUCAGGUGCCGACACCCUUCCCUUCACCCAGAAGUUCUUGGAUGUAAUGUCGGAGAAGCUGGUCGCGGAUGACCUGAAGGAGCAGUGGGCACAGGUGGUGCAGGAUCACAAUGCCUUGUACAACCCUCAGGGCAAGGCGUAUGAUGGGACGAAGCGCGCAGCCGAGGGGGGAAGCACAGAUGGGCCCAUGACCAAGAAGCAGAAGACCAAAGAGGUGGUCACGGUGGAGGACAGCCUGGAGGACAUCAAGAAGAAGCACAAGGUUACGGCAUUUGCAUAUGGUGGAGGGCAAGUUGUCAUUGCAAGUGACGGGCACAUGUGGUUUGCAGCCGGGGAGGCAAAGGCCACACUGUCACCUAUGGACCCACCUUUGGCCUUGGUGUUUGGCAGCUUCAAGAUCAAUGAGGAUGCAAAAAAGAUCAUGCAGGGCAAGGCGUUCUACUAUGAGGUUGGCUUCAGCAAUGAUGAGGUGAUGGGCCACUUUCGCAAGGGCGAGGAGCCGGGAGAAUCUGCCGAGACCUUGCGAAGCUUCCUGUCAAAGCUUGAGUCCGGUGGCAAAGACAUCUCCAGCCUCGAGAUUGCAUGCCACAAGGUUGAGCCCAAGAUUGAGAAGGAUGCUGCAGGCGAUGUGACCAAGCGGGCAUUUGAAGUGAAGGACGCGUCUGCCAUUGUGUUCAGCCCGCAGCCCACACCACGAAAGGUUGCUUCUUCCAAGCCUCCGACUUGGGAGGAUGCUGGCAGCCUGCUGUUUGCUGCCUCCUCGUCAGUCUUGGAGGAGUUCAAAAAGCAAGAGCUGAUUGUGCUGGGCCAGCGAUGGGCGGUGACUUCGUCAGAGCAAAGCUGGGGAAUGAACCCAGACAAGCCCGGCCUGUACCCGGCAUGUGAGCUUGAAGUUCCUGCAGGCAAGAUUGCCAAGCUAGUAAUGGCAUCGUUCUUCAUGAACAAUGAGGACCUGGAGGGCCUCGAGGAGGUUGAGAACAUGGACUGGAUGUCCCCUGGUCGCCCUGAUGCUGGCACAAGUUCAAGAAUGCCGCCAUCUGCCAAGAAGGCGGCUGAGCACCAUUCGGCUCUGGCAUUGGCUUAUGCCAAGAAGGCAGCUACGGAGAAGGAGGAGGCAGCCUGCAUUGCGGCCAAGGAGCUUGAGAAGUCUAUGGAGAAGCCUCAACGAGAAGACUGUGGAAGCCCUGAGCCCACGAAGAUCAUGGCGGCCACUGCGGAGACAACAGAUGAUGGUCCUUGUCCUGUCGAAGGUCCUGAGCCCCCUGCAAAGAAGCGCAGAGCAGCGAGGGGUGAGGCUGGCACUUUUGCUGGCAAUCGCCCACCGACCAGUGAAGAAGGCAGAGAGUUGUUUCAGCUCAAGAAGGUCUUGUACAAUGAGACGCGGGAGGAGCUCCAGAAGAAGUUCCCUGGAAAGUUGAUCCAGAUCGGGAAGACUGCCACGCAACAGAGGUACUGGGAGCAUGUGCGGCAUCAUCUCAAGAAAGCCUUGCCCAACUGCGACUGCAAGUUGGCUGACAAGAGGCCUUCGAAGCCAGAAGUCCGCGCUGAGCUGAAGAAGGCAAGUGAGAGCUGGAAGAAGGGCCUUCAGGCCAAGUUGGCCAAGAACUUUGGCCACGUGACUCCUGCUGGCAUCAGUGUAGACCAAUUUUUCCUGGAACUUUAUCACAGUGCAGCUGAGUUUUUGCCGGAGAGCACACAGUUUCACAUCGACGACGUGGAUUCAGCAAUUGAGGAGACGGAAGGCAUGACGCGAGAAGAAGUUGCAGUUUUGAAAAGGCUUGCUGAGGAAGAGAGCGACCUGCUGCCUUUGGUGGGGUGUGAUCCGGAGAAAACCUUGGUCAGCAACAUGGCAGUGCCUGCCUCUGGCUGGUCCUUCAACAUCGGCCUGAGAAAGAAGUGCCAGCAUGCACAGCAGGGCUUGCCGAUGGUCCGGCAUCUUUGCGUCCAGUCAGACAACACAGUCGCUGCAUGCAAGAAUAGCGAAGUGUCGCUAUUCAUGGGAGUUGUAGCUCGGCGAUUCGGCUUCGACACGACAAAUGUCUUCUACUUGCGCAAGGGGCAUACGCACGAGGUGUGCGAGAUAUUUUCAGGAGUGGGGUCCAUCCAUCGGGCUGCCACCAAACAUCAUUUGUUCAGUGCUGAAUAUGACAUUGAGAGGCAGCCUGGUGUGACUGAUACGGGCUCAGCCCAGAGUGAAGACUUUGGCUGCAAAGCUGGCUUUGAAAAUGCGGUGAAGCUACUGAUGAGGUUGGAGGAAGGUGGGCUGUGCUUCCUUGCUCCCAGAUGUGGGCCUUGGAUGUUCUUGAAUGUGCACAACACCAAGCGAGGAAAGAACAACAAGUACUGGGGCAACACCAGAAACAAAUCAGUUCAAGCUGCCAACAACAUGGUGCAGGGCUGCAUCGUUCUGAUCGAGCUGGCAGAGCUGAGAAAACUUCGCCUGGGCUAUGAGAACCCGACCAAGAGCUACAUGUGGCACUGGCCACCUUUGCGGGACACUCUCAAGAAGCUGGGCUAUGACACUGUGAACACUCACAGGUGUGCAUGGGAGCCAAGGAAAAAGGGCAUGCGGCUUUGGAAGAAGUACCGCUUUGCUGGCCAGGGCGAUUGGAUCCAAGCAUUGGUGAAGCCAUGUCCUUGUGGUGAUCAGGGGCAUCUCAGGACGACAAAGAAGUACACAGAUGCCUCUGGGAAGAAGCGCUGCCAAGGCAUCAAAAAGCGCUUGAAAGAAAGUGCGAGCUACCCAUCUCUCCUGGGGCAAGCCAUUGUGAAAGCAUGGCUGAGCAGCAGGCAUGAUGGUGAUCAAGCAUCAUCGACAGCGAAGCUUGCGAAGGGUGCGAAGGUGCAGAAGGUGAUGAAGGCAAUGAAGGCAAUGAAGGCGGUGAAGGCCAACAAGGCCAACAAGGCCAACAAGGCCAACAAGGCCAACAAGGCCACGGUGAAGAAGGAGAAGGUGAAGAAGGAGAAGAAGGAGAAGGUGAAGAAGGAGAAGGUUCAGAAGCCGCCAAAGGUUCAGAAG
This is a messenger RNA of Effrenium voratum, 5483 nucleotides long. The record is from the annotation of a GenBank genome assembly. NCBI's taxonomy places the organism in Eukaryota, Dinophyceae, Suessiales, Symbiodiniaceae.